AUGACUGACAUGGCUUCGACAUCUGCUGGAGCGCUUCGUGCGCUGGCGAUGGAGUUGAAGAACAUCGAGUCGCAGCCGUUAGAAGGUUUCACUAUAUCAGCCAGUGAUGACAAUUUGUUCGUCUGGACUGUAGGCAUUUAUGGUCCUCCAAAUACUCUGUAUCAGGGAGGAUAUUUCAAAGCUGUGAUACGUUUCCCACCAAAUUAUCCUUACUCACCCCCAUCAAUGAAAUUUCUCACAAAAGUCUGGCAUCCAAAUGUAUAUGAGAAUGGCGAUCUUUGCAUUAGCAUCCUUCAUCCUCCUGUUGACGAUCCACACAGUGGCGAGUUGCCUUGUGAAAGAUGGAAUCCAACUCAAAGUGUAAGAACUAUUUUGCUGUCCGUAAUUUCAUUGCUGAACGAGCCAAACACUUCCUCGCCAGCAAAUGUGGACGCUUCUGUUAUGUACCGAAAAUGGAAGGAAGGAACAGAUAUGAAUUAUGCUGAUAUCAUCAGAAAACAGGUUGAGCUCUCAAAGGAGGAGGCUCGAAAGGAUGGUGUCACUGUUCCGGAAACCCUUGAAGAGUACUGCAUAAAAUUCCAUCCGCAAAGUUGUGAAGACCAAACGAUGGAGUUACUCGAUCUAGAUGACGACAUGUAUGACUACGGAGAGGACGAAAGUGAUGACGACGGCGACUAUGCUGACGAGGACGAGGACAGCGGGCAAGGGGAGAACUAA
Messenger RNA from Haemonchus placei, 717 nucleotides. NCBI's taxonomy places the organism in Eukaryota, Metazoa, Nematoda, Chromadorea, Rhabditida, Trichostrongylidae. The record is from the annotation of a GenBank genome assembly.